Sinocyclocheilus grahami is the source of this 3449-nucleotide messenger RNA. Its product is annotated as replication factor C subunit 1-like. The coding region runs from base 1 to 2958 and encodes 985 amino acids. The record is from RefSeq and is a predicted model, not a curated record. NCBI's taxonomy places the organism in Eukaryota, Metazoa, Chordata, Actinopteri, Cypriniformes, Cyprinidae. The transcript is spliced from 21 exons. Gene Ontology annotation, molecular function: ATP hydrolysis activity; ATP binding; DNA binding. Gene Ontology annotation, cellular component: ribosome; DNA replication factor C complex; nucleus. Gene Ontology annotation, biological process: translation; DNA replication.
AUGACUGCUUUUGUGGUGCAGGGUCACACAAUGAAGACCAUUCUCAGUAACCAGACGGUGGACAUCCCCAGCAACGUCGAUGUGACCCUCAAGGGCCGCACAGUUGUUGUGAAGGGGCCCCGAGGAGUUCUUCGCCGGGAGUUCAACCACAUUAACCUGGAGCUCAGUCUGCUGGGCAAGAAACAUAAGAAGCUGCGUGUGGAUAAGUGGUGGGGUAACCGGAAGGAGUUGGCCACGGUCCGCACCAUCUGCAGUCAUGUCCAGAACAUGAUCAAGGGUGUCACACUGGGCUUCAGAUACAAGAUGCGAUCUGUAUAUGCCCAUUUCCCCAUUAACGUGGUGAUGCAGGAGAACGGCUCUCUGGUGGAGAUCAGAAACUUCUUGGGAGAGAAGUACAUCCGCCGUGUCCGCAUGAGGACAGGUGUGUCAUGCGCAGUGUCUGCCGCUCAAAAAGACGAGCUGGUUCUGGAGGGUAAUGACAUUGAGCUGGUGUCAAACUCAGGAUUAUAUAAUUUUACAGCGUCUCAAUCUGAAGCUGCUCCGCGCGUCAUCACUCUGCGCCUGAGUCGAGCAUCGUUGGCGCCAAAGAGAAUCGGAGAGUGUCGCGCUCGGGUGGACUCUGUCUCCCCAUCUAAGAGCAGCGCCAGUACCUCAGACACCAAACCCAAAAAGGACCCGUCCCCUAAAAAAAGUCCUGUGAAGACCAGCUCCAAACUGGCUCAGAUGAAAAGGCAACAGGAAGAAGAGGAAGAGCAAAGGAAGAAAAACAGGGGUGAAAAACAAAUGAAGAUUUCUCCUAAGAAAGAGCCCAUCUCUCCAACUCGCUCAGAGCGAGCAGCUACGCCCAAAACUGCAAGCGUUUCCACAGGAAUGACAAAAUCAAGGAAUUUUUCCACCCCUAAAAGUGACGAUGCACCCAGUAAAAACUCACCAACAAAACCAGAGAAUAAAAGUCCUGAGGACCUAGAGAAAAAACGGCCAAAUUCAUCAGCCUUCCGUAACUAUUUGAACAGAGAAGGACCACGAGCUCUGGGGUCUAAAGAUAUCCCGCAGGGAGCAGAGAACUGCCUGGAGGGUUGUGUGUUUGUGUUGACCGGUGUGUUAGAGUCUAUGGAGAGGGAUGAUGCUAAGUCACUAAUAGAGCGAUAUGGCGGGAAAGUCACAGGAAACGUCAGCCGUAAAACCACUUACCUUGUUCUGGGACGAGACAGCGGGGCCUCAAAGAUUGAGAAGGCGGAGAGUUUUGGUACUAAGAUCAUAAAUGAAGAUGAGUUGUUGAACCUCAUAAGAACCAAACCAGGCAAGAAGUCUAAAUACGAGAUUGCGGCGGAGGCAGAGAAUAAAUCCUCUAAAGCAAGGACUCCAGACUCUAGAGACAAACACACUCCUCCAUCCAAGAAGGCCACACCACAAGCGCCCAGCCCCAACAAGAGAAGCCCUUCAGAGGGGAAGUCUAAGCCUGGCUCUGCUUCUAAAUCUGGAACACUUGGCGCCUCUCAUUCAGAGGUCGAAAAGAGUUUGAGCUUUGAUCGAACCAAGAGAGCAUCCCCUGUAUCCCACUCUAUCCCUGAGAAUGAGGGGAGCAGCCUGUUGUGGGUGGAUAAGUACCGCCCCCGUAGUCUGAAGAACCUGAUUGGGCAGCAGGGGGAUCAGAGUUGUGCUAACAAGCUUCUACGUUGGUUACAGAACUGGCAUAAACAUCACAGCGGCAGUACAAAAGCACCAUCAGCCAAAUUCGGUAAGUUUGGGAGUAAAGAUGACGGUUCUGGAUUUAAGGCUGCAUUGUUGUCUGGGCCUCCUGGUGUUGGGAAGACCACUACUGCUGCUCUCGUCUGUGAGGAGUUGGGUUACAGCUACGUGGAGAUGAAUGCGAGCUGCACCCGCAGUAAGAACAGCUUGAAGGAAGUGAUCGCAGAGUCACUCAACAACACCAGCAUUAAGAACUUCUAUACUGGUGCAUCUCAGACGGUGAGCAGUAAACAUGUCCUCAUAAUGGACGAGGUGGACGGGAUGGCAGGAAAUGAAGACAGAGGAGGAAUACAGGAGAUGAUUGGUCUGAUAAAACAGUCUAAGAUUCCCAUCAUCUGCAUGUGCAAUGACCGCAAUCAUCAGAAGAUCCGCUCGCUGGCCAACUACUGCUACGACCUGAGGUUUCAGAGACCCCGCGUUGAGCAGAUCAAGUUUCUCAGGGGAAAUCUGAAGAAUCAUUUGGUGUUGUUGAGUAAAACAGCGGACAGCAUUUGCGAUGGAGAUUUAGUGGACAAACGGAUCCGCUCCAGACAGGCAUGGUCUCUGCUUCCCACACAGGCGAUUUAUGCGAGCGUGUUGCCGGGGGAACUGAUGCGGGGUUAUAUGAGUCAGUUUCCGACCUUUCCCAGCUGGUUGGGCAAGUUCUCAUCAGCUGGCAAACACAGCCGCAUCAUACAGGAGCUCGCGUCGCACAUGAGCCUAAAGACGUUAAGCAGCAAGGAAGCAAUAAAUCUGGAUUACCUGCCGUAUUUGCGCUCAGCAGUAUUAGAGCCUCUUCAGUCGCAGGGUUCAGAGGGAGCCAAUCAGAGCGUGCAGCUCAUGGAUGAUUAUGACCUUAUCAAAGAGGAUGUUGAUAACAUGAUGGAGAUCAGCACGUGGGGCGGACAGCCGGAUCCUUACUCUAAACUGGACUCCAAGGUGAAAGCUGCGUUUACAAGAGCCUACAAUAAGGAAUCCCAUCUUACGCCGUACUCUUUACAAGUGGUUAAGAAAAGCCGUAAAGGUGCUGUUGACCCUGAGCUUAUAGGAGAGCUUGACGGUGAAUCUCAGUUUCCGGAAGAGGAAGAAGACAAUGGGGUUACCGCAGAUGCAAUGAUAAAGCAGAAGAAAGCCAAACCAGCAAAAGACGUCAAGCAAGAGAAACAAGGGGCUUCUGGGAAGGGGAAAGGCAGGGGUAAAGGAAAGGGGAAGGCAGUGAACUUGAGAUAAACAUGGAAGGGAACGAGACAGAAAUCCCUGCUCCCUCUCUCUCUCUCUGUUUUCACAAAGAUGUGAGCGGCUGAGUGACAUCAGCUCUAUAAACAGAACUUUUUUGUCUGCGAGUCAUACUUGUGCACUUCCUGAAAGCCAUCACUCAGCUUAAGCUGCUUUCAGCAGAGCGGACACCGCAGGGACCAGCAGCUGGGGGUGGACCACACAUUUACACACAAGUUAUUAUAUAGUUCACAAUUCAUCAAGCGGAUCAGACUUAACACAUGCAUCAUACUGUUAACACAUGGUGUUAAAGCUAUGUUCAUCUCAAAGGUAAACAGAAUUAAGGGCACUUAAUGUGAAGAGGCUCACUGUACUCGUGACAAAGUACAUGAGCAUUUUAAUGUAUUGGCUUCAGUUGUUUAUAGUUAAACACAUACACACUGCCACUAAAGACAUGGAUGACAACUGUACUUGCUGCAUGUCAGCAAGCGACCACACGCGAUGUA